AUGGAAGCUCCAUAUUCCACUCCAAAAUCUCGACCGAAACCAUCAGCACCUCCAGCGAAACAUGCUGUUCUUCCAGACGGAGAAAUAAUUGAAGAACAAAUUGCUGAUGAUGAAAUCAUUAUGAAUUCAAACGAUUUUAGAGAUUCCGAUGAGGAAAUUUUCGAAGAAGACGGCCAAUCAUCUUCAUCAAAACUUCCAGAUCGAUAUCUGAAACCAUUCGGUCUGGAUCCCUACGAAGUUGGCAAGCAGGCGUUGGAAUGCCCAGUUGAAUCAAAAUCGACUUUCCAAAAUAAUCUCUUCAAGGCGGCAAUUCCCAAUCUGACUUUCAACUAUGAUUCGGUUGAUUUUAUCAUUAAAAAUGCUUCAACUGAAGAAGCGAGACUAAAUGCGACAGCCAUUCGGGGACUUAUGGAGAUUAUGGAAGUGCAGAAUCAAAAGUUAACGGCGAAGAAGAACGACGAGCGUAUUACACAAAUCAUGGCAACACUAGAUCCUGCCUCGUUUCUUCAGCAGAGCCAUAUGCUCAUUGCUGGCAUAGACGAUAAUGCAGUCAUCGACGUCAACAACAUUCUCGCCGAAAUGAGCCCACAAUCUGGCUCUCUAAAAACCAUCAUUCAGAAUACAGCAAAUCAUUGGAUUCGACAGGUGAUCCCUGCUGAACAAGUGGUCAGUUUCUCUACAAGCGAAAAACCAAAGGAGCCGCAAACAACACUACCAAGCCGAUUCUUGAAUGCUCCAGUCCGUCUGCUCAACAACUCACUCGUUUUCCCAGGAGGUCAAGACCCGUCGAUACAACUAGAAGUUGCUGUGUAUUUCAAGCUGCAUGUCACUAACAUGCUGAACCACGCACGUUCAGCAGCUCGUUCGGCGCGUCGAAAGUGA
Molecule: messenger RNA, 882 nt
Organism: Caenorhabditis remanei
Lineage: Eukaryota; Metazoa; Nematoda; Chromadorea; Rhabditida; Rhabditidae
Exons: 10
Coding region: 1-882 (293 amino acids)
Source: RefSeq, a predicted model, not a curated record